GGAGAAAAAAAACCCAGUAACAGUGGAGAAACAACAGAGUGAUCAGAGGUUCAAGGAAUAAGCAAUAAACAACGAUCAUAAGUUUACGAAAAGGAAGUAAUAUUAUGAUAUAGGACCCACCCCUUCUUCUGUCCAUAUAAAAAGCAUGGGGCACAAGUUGAUAAUUCCCCCACCAGACCUCUUAACACCAUAAAUAUACUAUUCUAUCAACUGUGUCAGAGGUACAUGAUCGUUCCAAUUUCAAUCCACACAUAUAUAUAUAUAUAUCCCAACUCCAGCAAUUUCACAAACUCUAAUUUCCUCUUCUUUCCAAUUGCAUCACUUUUGGUGUUAGAUUUGGCGCAUGAUUGAAUCUUGAGAAGAUGUUUGAUGGAGGGGAAUUUUCUUGUACUUCUUCAGCAGCUGCUCUUAAUUCUGCAGAGUGUUUCAGUAGUAGCAGCUUUAGCAGUUUACCAUCCUCAAAGAAGAAGAAGGUUAAUAAUAAGAAUACGAGGAGGUUCAGCGAUGAGCAGAUUAAAUCAUUAGAAACCAUGUUCGAGAACGAGACUAAACUGGAGCCAAGAAAGAAACUGCAGUUGGCACGAGAACUGGGAUUGCAACCUCGUCAGGUUGCAAUUUGGUUUCAAAACAAGAGAGCUCGAUGGAAAUCCAAGCAACUUGAGAGGGAUUACAACAUACUUAAGUCCAAUUUUGACAAUCUUGCUUCCCAGUGCAACUCUUUAAAGAAAGAAAACCAAUCCUUGCUUUUGCAGUUGCAAAAGCUGAAUGAUCUGAUGCAGAAAGAAAGGGGACAGUAUUGUUCAAUUGGCUUUGAUCAGGAGUCGUAUAACAGAGACGAUAAUACUAUUAAGAAUAAGGAAAUGGAAGGGAAGCCAAGCUUGUCAUUUGACUUAUCAGAACAUGGAGUUAAUGGUGUAAUUUCAGAUGAUGACAGUAGUAUAAAGGCUGAUUAUUUCGGCUUGGAUGAAGAAUCUGAUCAUCUACUGAAAAUGGUAGAAGCAGGGGAUAGUUCUUUAACUUCCCCUGAAAACUGGGGCAGCCUAGAGGAUGAUGGUCUCUUGGACCAGCAACCUAAUAGUAGUAAUUAUGAUCAGUGGUGGGAUUUCUGGUCUUGAACCUUACUUAUUAUUGGACCAUAGACAAAAAUAUACCCAUCUAAACCGUUGGCUUUGAGGGGGAAGUUUAUAACAUAUAACCAGAUGCCAGCGUCUGUACAUUUAGUCCUUACUUUCACACCAUAAGUGGCUGAGUGACAUAGUUGAGUUUACCUCAGCUUACGGCCAUAGCACUACUAUGGAGAGAAAAAACUGAAUGCUUUUACCAUAAUAGAGGAUUUGCGACCAGAAGCCCUUUUCUACUGGAAAAUUGUAGUCUCGCUCAAUCUUGUACUAGUAUUAGUAGUGGAUCUCGAUAGUGGUUUUAGUAGAUGGUUUGUCUUGAAAUAUGCUAGUAAUUAAUAGACCCGAAUAACUGAGAAGAAUUUGCAGCAGCUUGUAUUCAAAAAUAACAAAGAAAGUCACCAAACAGAAGCAUUAAAAAGAUUUUGAACUGAAAAUUUGCAUUUCCAUUACAGUUGUGAUAAUGUUAUUGCAAUUAUUAGUCACCAA
Molecule: messenger RNA, 1607 nt
Organism: Nicotiana tabacum (common tobacco)
Lineage: Eukaryota; Viridiplantae; Streptophyta; Magnoliopsida; Solanales; Solanaceae
Product: homeobox-leucine zipper protein ATHB-12
Biological process (GO): positive regulation of DNA-templated transcription
Cellular component (GO): nucleus
Molecular function (GO): DNA-binding transcription factor activity, RNA polymerase II-specific; sequence-specific DNA binding
Source: RefSeq, a predicted model, not a curated record